AAAUUUGGAAUGUGUAUUUGAUAUACAUAAAUGCCCAAAAAUUAUUAUUAAAAAAAAAUAAAGACAGGAAACAGCUGUUGUUCAGAUAUCCAAAACAUAGAGAUUUAGAAGAAAAUUGGACACAGAAUAAGAGAUUGAAAGAAUUCAAAUCAAAUUAUUAAAAACAUUAAUUAACCUCACUUUUAAGUAAAAAGCAGUGUUUAGAAGAUGUUUAAAUCUUUUCAAAAUGCGUAUAAAUCAUUUAACAUUCAACAACUGAGAUACUCGACAAUUUUACCGAAAAAUGAAAUAUCUCCAAUUAUAACUAACAGAAAUCCUAGAAAUUUGGAAAGAUUAAGGAUAGGUUACAAACCAGACGGGUACCAUUUAGAUGCCCCCGGUAAACGAUAUUGGCAUAAGUUGCUUAUAAAUGUUUCAGGGAAAUAUAUUAGGGCAUCUAUACAGCAUUUUCAAAAUGGUGAAAUUAUUUCAGCAAGUACAUCGGAAUGGUCAAUAAAAAAACAACUGUAUAGAACAAUAGACACAUGUGCUUACACAAAUCUAGGAAGGGUUUUAGCCCAAAGAUGUCUACAAGCUGGAUUAAUAGAAAUAAGUUGUUUCAUUAAACCUAGUAGGCCUGAUGAUAAAAUUGCUUUAUUUUUGAAAGCUUUAGAAGAAGGGGGUGUAUCUUUAACUGAACAACCACAAUUUAAAGCAAGUAUGCCUUGGGAUCUAGAACGACCAGAAAAACCUUGGGAAGUUACAGAAUAGUUUUUAUUGUUAAUUGUUAAAUAUUUU
Molecule: messenger RNA, 777 nt
Organism: Diabrotica balteata
Lineage: Eukaryota; Metazoa; Arthropoda; Insecta; Coleoptera; Chrysomelidae
Source: the annotation of a GenBank genome assembly